AUGGGUGUCGAGAACAAGAAGACCAGGACGAAGACGAGGAGGCACACGAGGUAUGAGUUGCCCAUCGCUCUAUUACAUGGACAAUUUAUUUGUGCACUAUGAUAUACUAGGCAGGAGAAUGCCAAUAUUUGAAGUAUGCUAACCACCAUGUUCUAAUAGAGAUCUUGACCAGAUCAAGUCUGACAUGCUGUCGUCCAAGCAUCUUUCACAAUAUCAAGCAACAAAAGCGACAGAGGAUUUGCCAGGCCUGGGAGAGUUCUACUGCGUCGAAUGUGCGAAAUGGUUUGAGGGAGAGAACAGCCAGAGGACGCAUUUGAAGGGCAAGAACCACAAGAGAAGGGUCAAGGCAUUGAAGGACGAGCCAUACUCCCAAAAGGAAGCGGAAGCUGCAGUUGGGUUGCGAACAGACAAUGGACCGCUACGAACGAGCGUGAGCAAGCCACAGACUAUCGAGGUUGAGAUGGCAACAUGAAGAACCGACCCCGCCAUGUUUCGUACCCGGAAGCCGCCUUCUCAUUGCGAUAACAAACUCGACGCCAGCAUUUCCCGUUGAAAAGUCGAGCGGACCACAGCUGCACCACAUAUGGCGCUGCUCUGCAUAAAAGUAUGCCUUUUUAUCGGAAAUAUUGUCUCUGGGGUAUUUCUGGUGUCUCGAUAGUCCUACUUCAUGGUACUUCCUCGAGCCCUUGCCAAACCACUACCACGAGCACCCCGGUACCCACCUCUGGGAAUGCCACCCCUACCGGUUGAUGAUGCUCCACCACGACCAGGCGCGCCAGCUAUUCUUGAGGCUGGAACAGGAGGGGUGUAUUUGGGAGUUGCUUUCGAUGAUGUUGGAGGGUUGUCGACAAAUGAUGUGUCAGUUGUCCUAAUUGUCCACGUCGUUAGUUGUUGAAUCUUUGAAACAGUAGUUUAGAUCAUACAUGAAGGUUGUUUCUCCA
Messenger RNA from Pseudogymnoascus verrucosus, 941 nucleotides. RefSeq names its product Bud site selection protein 20 (gene BUD20). Lineage: Eukaryota; Fungi; Ascomycota; Leotiomycetes; Thelebolales; Thelebolaceae. The record is from RefSeq and is a predicted model, not a curated record. Gene Ontology annotation, molecular function: nucleic acid binding; zinc ion binding. The transcript has 2 exons. Bases 185 to 472 code for a protein of 95 amino acids.